AUGCAAGCACUCACAAUUGGAGUUCGACUGACAAAAUCGAUCUGCGAAAGUCUAGAAGCAAAAAGAGUACGUUUGGAAGAGAUAAUCAUUCUCUGCGACAGCGAAAUUGUACUGAAAUGGCUGAAAAUGACACCAGGAUCAAAAGAAGUAGGAGUCCUUGUGAAAAAUCGAAUCCAUGAAAUCAGAAAAAUCGUAGCAGAACUGGUCAGAAAAGGAUUCAGAAUACGAUUUGGAUACGUUCGCACUCAUCUCAAUCCUGCUGAUUGCGCUACUCGAGGAUUGGUCAACUCCGAACUCAGUCAGCAUAUUUGGUGGACAGGUCCAACAUUCGCGACAACUCCAACGGAAGCAUGGCCAUCUGAAACAAAUUUGUUCCAACUUCCGGAAGAACCAGGAGAGGAAGAAGAAGAUUCACUCAACACUUCAAAUGACGUCUACAUGGCUAAUGUCGUCGUUAGCAAAGGAAAAGAGACAACCAAAAGGUCAGAAACGCUAUUCAAAUGCGAACGCUACUCUUCCUUCUUCAAAGCUCAGCGCAUAACAGCUCUUGUCCAGAGAUUCAUUGGAAAAAUCUCCAAAAAUCUGCCAGAAUCAAGGAAAAGAGAAAUUCAGGCAAAAGUUCAGUGGUCACAAGAACCGGAGCUCGGAAACCCAGCCAGAAUUGACAUCGAUGAAUUGAGAGCGGCGAAACAAAAUCUUAUCCGAGAUCAUCAGAAACAUGAGUUGGACAAGACCAAAAUCAAGAAAUGGAAAGACUUUCAAGUCUUCAAGGACACACAGAAAAUCUUCAGAUGUACAGGUCGAUUGGGGCAUUCCAGCCUGACAGAAGAAGCAAAGCAACCAAUACUGAUAGCACCAAACUCAGCAUUGGCACAACUCAUCAUCAUGGAAGCUCAUGGAGAAAAACACGUCUCUUUAGCUCAUACAAUGGCGGAAGUCAGGAAAACCUACUGGAUUCCUAAACUUCGUCAACAGACCAAACACAUCAUCAGUCAUUGCUCAGAAUGUCAAAGAUUCAAUAAACUGCCGUACAGGUAUCCAGAUAUGGAAGACUUGCCCAAAGAAAGAGUGACCAGAGCAACACCCUUUCAGCACAUUGGACUGGAUUAUUUCGGACCUCUCAAUUUUGAGAAAGAAGACGGAACUCAAGGAAAAGCCUAUGGAGGAAUCAUCACAUGUUCAAUCACAAGAUUGAUCUACCUUGACCUCAUGCCAGACUUGACCACAGUCUCCUUCUUGGGAUUUCUCAGAAGAUUCUUCUCCAGACACGGAGUACCACACUCCAUUGUCUCGGACAACGCACCAACGUUUUCUCUGGGAGAACAAAUCAUUCAAGACGCAGUCAAAAGUGCAACGAGAGAUGAUAUCAUUCAAAACCUUAUCGAAAGAGAAGGAAUCCGAUGGAAAUUCAUAACGCCGUAUUCUCCGUGGCAAGGAGGAUUCUACGAAAGACUCAUCAGAUCAGUGAAACUUUCCUUGUACAAAUCACUGCGAAACAAGACAUUGAACUUUGAUCAAUUGGCAACAGUUCUCAUCGAAAUUGCGGGAACACUAAACACUCGUCCGCUCACCUACUUGGAGUCGAAAUGGGAAUCAUCCCCAAUACUCAGACCAAUCGACUUUCUACAGAAGGAUUUGGAGAUCAAAUUCCCAUGGGAAGAUUCCAAUGCCGACUCAGAUGCAGCAUACUUACCUCCAGAAGAAGCUUCCCAACUUCGAACAAGAACACAAGCGGUGGCAGCGCUACAGUACUCACACGAAGCAACAGAAAAAUUCUGGAACAUUUGGCAGACUCAAUACCUGACAAAUCUGAGAGAACAUCAUCAACAACAAAUUGGAAACUCCAGAUCUACGCAGACCCCUGAAGAAGGGGAUGUCGUUUUAUUGGUAGACCCGAACCAGACGAGGAACAACUGGAAAACCGGUCGAAUCACCAAACUUCAAACAAGCAAGACAGGAGCAGUACGAGAAGUGGAAGUCCUACUUCCUACGAAAAGGACAGUCCGCAGACCAAUCAAUUUAUUGGUGCCCAUGGAACUUUCCGACCCAAGAGAACCAACAGCCAAAUCAAAAGUCCUACACAACGAUCAGGACAUCAAUCGAAGGACCAAGGAAGACACUUCAGACAAAGAAGAAAUUCACGUCCAGAGAAGAUACAACCUUCGACCAAAAACAUCAGUCAAAUACAAAGAAGACUCAGACUCAGAGAACGAGAUUGAAGCUGAACCCACAGAACCAGAUCCCAGGCAAAACGGAUCAAGAAGGUCAUCUUUCGCGCUCAGUUCAGCAAUUUUUCAAGUCUCACUUCUUCUUUGUGUCACAUUAGCCAGUGCCAGCCCAGUACUUCCAUCAAAUUCAUCAAGUUGGAGCUGGAAAUGUACCGCAGACGGAGUCAGAAUUCAAAACCACACGUUUUUGAAAAUGGAAGUGUGCGCAGAAUCACAUUGUUCAACACACUACUCCACCAGAGGCGACACUGAAAUAUGGAUUCCAGCGUCAGUACAACUUCAUCGUCACACAGUCAAGCUGAAAGGAACAGAUGGGAAACUAAUUCAGACAGCCGAAAUGGACUGCGAAGCCAAACCAUUCUGCAAAUCAUUGGAUUGCACCCUUUGCAUGGACAACCUAGCGAAUCCAGAAUGUUCUCCAACAUUGGCCAUUUUGGGAGCCGGCAUUGUCAUCUACGGGAUCAUCAGUUUCAUAUACUGCCUCUUCUGGGUCCCAAUCCGCUUUGGAGCUCCAUUGGUUUGCUCACUCAGAGGAAUAAAAUGGAUAGCUACUCUCAUAGCGAAAGGAAUCUGGAGUGUCCUAAAAUUCAUGACAAAGGUCGUCUACGAGACUCUCUUCAGAUGCUGGAAAAAAGAGAAAAGACGUUCAAACACCAGAACAAGAAUGUGGAAAGACAUCUCGACCUCUACGACUUCACUACUUCUGAUGGCAUUGAUUGCAGGAAAUCAGGCCUGUCAAGAAAUCGAUGUCAUGUCCCAUCAUUCGAAGAUCUGCAACGGAAACGACUGCGAAGUUCAACUAGAAGAAGUUUUCCAUUUGAAUCCAUUCAAACGAGAAGCUUGUCUUCAAAUAACUCACGACAACACGACCCUGAGAGAAGUCAGAGCAGAAUGGCUGAAUUUGACGCUAGAGUGCUCCAAAGAAGUACUCACAUUCACGAGAGAAGCCGAAUACAACGUUCUGAGUGUGAAAAGGUGUCCCAGAAUGGGCUCUUGUUCUGGAGAAAAAUGCAGCAACAUAACCAGACAAUCAUUGAUUCCAGAACUUGCACAAGUCAACAACUUCACUGGAAUAACUGGAUGCUCCGAAUCAUGCGGAGGACCAGGUUGCGACUGUUUUUAUCUCAGUUCCGGAUGCCUUUUCUACAGGAUCUACAUGAAACCAGUCAACAAUAAAAUUCACACUCUGUUCCGCUGCUCAGAGUGGAAAGAAAAACUCUUCGUGAAAUGGACAACGACAGAAAUCAACUCCUACAAGCCAGCGUCCACAUCAACAGUACUAGUACUUCGUCCAAACAUUGAAGUACUUACUCGCCAUGCCAAAAUAACUCUCAGUUCCCUGCAUACUCCAAACGUGCCACUCACGAACUCCUGGUUCAUACAAACCGAUCAAAGCAUCGCGACUUGGCCGCAGGAGAAAUGGCCCGACCUCAGGUGCAGAGACUGGCUAGCCGCAGAAAACAUGAACUGCACACUCAUUGAAAAUUGCAGAUGUUCACCUGCAGAGACAAUCAUGCGUUGCACUUGCAAAAAUCUCAACAUUUCAGCCCAUAUGAGCUCAUUUGGAAACCAACUUCCAAUCAACACUCCGAGCUGGACAAUGAAGUCAGCGAAGAAAGGACCGAAACUGUACUUCGACUCAGCAACCACAACCGAAAUAACAUUAAGAACGACGGAAAAAAUCGACGUCACGAUCAUCAGACAUGAAGACAACUGUCAGAUUGAAACCACUCACGUUUCGGGAUGUUAUGGAUGCAAAAAAGGAGCAGAAACAAUGGUCACCUGUUUCUCAGAAACCAAGCAACUAAUGGGCGAAAUCAAAUGCUCGGAAACGGCAUUUACAGUUCCCUGUUCAAAAACAGGCUCAACAACACAGAUUCGAUUCUACGUCGAUCAAGCUCAUUUUCAAGAAAACUGCACAAUUCAAUGUGGAGGAAAAAACAUCAAUCAGUUUGAAGUAAUUGGUGUCCUAAAAUUCACAGGAUCUCCUCUUCAGACAGUCCAAGCGCUUUUAAAAGGAGAAAAGAUCAAUCUCAACGAAAUCACAUGGCCAGACUUCAUGCAUAUCAUGGAAGUUUAUCAGACGUGGAUUAAAACUACGAUGAUCACACUCAUUGCCAUUCUAGCAGCCCUGGCGAUUUCAUACAUCUUUAUCAUACCACUUCUUCCAGGACUAGUGAGGAAAAUGGCUAAAACUGGCUUUCUUGGGUUCCAGAUCAUCCUAUGGAGUCUAAAAAUUAUAGUCAACGUCACUCUAGUCAAACCAGCAACCAUCAUGUGUCAUUUUUUUGGGUGGCGCCGAAGACAUUCCGGACACGAAAAAAUGCCACGUCAUAUGGUCUAAAAAUUCACUCCAAAGCGCCUUCUACACAUAUUUGUCAACAUUUUCUUCACUUCAUUCAUUCGAGAUCCAUAAACUCCAUCAUACCAACAAUCAAAACAGUCACCCAACCACAAAAAUCAACGCAACCUCAACAAGCAUUCAAUCCGAGGCGGGAACCGUCGGACGACGACCACUCAUAAAACUCAGAGAACAACGCUAAGGAAAGCGGAAAAGCAAUUUUUUGUGUUCAUUUUUUUCCUCAUUUUAUUCAUUUAAUUUUCUCAUUUUUUGUCUCUUUUCCGUUCAUACUUUUUCACUCAUAUUUUUCAUUUUAAAAUGCAAUGCUAACUUCAUUCCUCAUCCAUCCAAAUUCAUCUCCUAAUUCAUAAUAAUUCAUCUCAACUCAUCUCAGGCGGGGAGUGUCGACACCGACUCAAAGGUAGAUGCCUCCCCGCCACUCAGAGGAUGACGUGGCUGGCUCGCCAGGGGAAAGGUCCAUUAGGAGCCAUUCCAUUACCUGUCUAGCCAGCCACGUCGUUCCCUCAAACCAUUUAACCUUUCAUUCUUUUUUUCAUUUUUUUACUCAUUCUUAUUGUUUAUUUGAAUUUAUUACUUUAUCGUUAUAAUUUGUUCGCGGAAUAUUUAUGAUAAAGGUUUAAUUACCCAAGUUUGAGGUUGAACGGAUCGCUGUCCGACCCGCACUCAACGCUCACUCAGGAAGACCCGCGUGGCAGGCAACAACACCGCUAAGCAGGGAGCGGCAACGAAAAGAGUCAGUUUCUACAUUUUCUCAAAUCAAGAGAAAUUCAGUAGGACUCCAAUUUGACUCUUUUCCUCAACCUACUCAUCUAGCUCAGACAAAAAACCAUAGUCAUCCCCUUUUUAGUUCCCGUCCCCAGAUCACCAACGCCGCCACCAGAAGAUGAACCCCCGAUCCUUCCCGAAGAAGUCAAGUACGCCAUCAGGAAGCUGAAGGUCGGAACGGCCGCAGGACCCGACAACAUCUCAUCCGAACUGCUGAAGGCUGGAGGAGACUCGCUGUACCGACUACUUGCCCGGCACUUCUCCAAGUACCUGAGCGAAGCCUCUAUUCCUGAACAAUGGAAAACGUCCAAGACGAUCCUCAUUCCGAAGAAGGGCGACCUCACCGACCUGAACAACUUCAGACCGAUCUCCCUCUUAUCGGUCGUCUACAGGUUGUUCACCAAGGUCAUCGUCAACAGACUAGAGAAGCAACUCGACAACUUCCAACCGCCUUCGCAGGCUGGCUUCCGACGCAACUACUCUUGCCUCGACCACAUCCACGCCUUGACCCAGGUGGUGGAACGGCACCGGGAGCACCAGAUGCCACUUGCGUUGGCCUUCGUCGACUACUACAAGGCAUUCGACAGCGUGGAGAUCAACGCCGUCUUGAAUGCUCUUGCCUCCGCCGGAGUCGCCACGAAGUACGUCGAGCUGAUCGCCAACAGCAACGAGGGAACGUACACGACCAUCCAGCUGUUCGACAAGAAGCUUUCGAUCCCCAUCAGGAAAGGUGUUCGCCAGGGAGAUACCAUCUCCCCCAAGUUGUUCUCCACGGCACUAGAAGACGCGAUGCGCCAACUUGGAUGGGACGAAGAGCACGACUGGGAAGACAGUACAGACAUCAGAGGCAUCAACAUCGACGGCAAGGUCCUCUCAAACCUCCGCUUCGCCGACGACAUCGUACUCUUCUCAAGCUCCACCACCGAACUUUCCUCUAUGCUGAACGAUCUGGACGAAGUCGGCAAGAAGAUCGGCCUUAAGAUGAACGUCAAGAAGACGCAGUGGAUGAAGAACCGCUUCUGCGACCAAGGCAAAGUCACCCUUGAGGGCCGCGACCUUCAGGAGGUCACAUCCUACAUCUACCUUGGCCGGGAAGUAAACAUGGUGAACGACCUGCAAGCAGAGAUCGGCAGACGCAAACGCGCUGGAUGGGCCGCCUUCAACUCCAUCAAAGAAGUCACCAGUCAGCUGAAAGACCCGAAACUGCGAGCUCACAUCUUCGAAGCGUCGAUAAUCCCUGCCAUCUCCUACGGUACCGAAGUUUGGCCUGACACGAAGAAAAAAAUGCAACCGCCCUACGAACUUCCUACCGCGCACUGGAACGUGCUCUCAUCGGCACCACUCGCUUCGAGCAGUGGAAAAAAGAACAGAGGAGCACAGACCUCCGUCAACUAUCCCAAAUCCGGGAUCUAGAAGAGCACAUACAACGCGGGAAACAUCGUUGGGGCGGCCACGUCAUCCGCAGACAAGACGACCGCUGGUCCACGAGAUUAACACACUGGAUUCCGAGAAACAUCAAGCGCCCACUCGGGCGCCCACCGACCAGAUGGACGGACUACUUCCGCAAGAACAUCAGUCAGCCAGGCCGCCACUGGAUGACCGUCGCGCAAGACCGAGCCGCCUGGAGAACGUGUGGUCCACGCUGA
Molecule: messenger RNA, 7001 nt
Organism: Caenorhabditis auriculariae
Lineage: Eukaryota; Metazoa; Nematoda; Chromadorea; Rhabditida; Rhabditidae
Source: the annotation of a GenBank genome assembly